Messenger RNA from Ochotona princeps (American pika), 1595 nucleotides. RefSeq names its product DnaJ heat shock protein family (Hsp40) member B5 (gene DNAJB5). The transcript has 5 exons. Gene Ontology annotation, molecular function: protein-folding chaperone binding. NCBI's taxonomy places the organism in Eukaryota, Metazoa, Chordata, Mammalia, Lagomorpha, Ochotonidae. The coding region runs from base 407 to 1453 and encodes 348 amino acids. Gene Ontology annotation, biological process: negative regulation of transcription by RNA polymerase II. The record is from RefSeq and is a predicted model, not a curated record. Gene Ontology annotation, cellular component: cytosol.
CCGGCUGUCGGCGGCCGGCGGGCAGGCGACUCCUGUCCCGAGUGGAGGCGGCGGAGCCGGAGCCGGGGGAGGGGACAGCGGCUGUGUCUGACGGAUCGCGGCAGCGUCCGCAGCUCCUCAUUGGUACCCACGCCGCCACUCUGCAAGCACACGCUGGCCCUGCCAGGCGCGCCCUCCCUUCGCCGCACCGCCACUCCCAGUCACCCGGCACCCGGUGCCCGCGCCCGGGACCCUCUCUGCUUUCCCUCUCCUCCGCACCUCGGGGUGGGGGAUCUGGCCCGGCUCCUGCUGCAGGAGACGGGUCUUGCUGGGCCGGAGGAGGCGGCUUCCAGAGCGGCCGCGGCUAGCCGGGCACCCGCGGAGCGACCCGAGGAACAAGGAGACCAGUGCAGGCCCAGUGGCCGUGAUGGGGAAGGAUUAUUACAAGAUUUUGGGGAUCCCGUCGGGGGCCAACGAGGAUGAGAUCAAGAAAGCCUAUCGGAAGAUGGCUCUGAAGUACCACCCGGACAAGAACAAAGAACCCAAUGCUGAGGAGAAGUUUAAGGAGAUUGCCGAGGCCUACGAUGUUCUAAGUGAUCCCAAGAAGCGGAGUCUGUAUGACCAGUAUGGGGAGGAAGGCCUGAAGACUGGCGGUGGCACAUCAGGUGGCUCCAGCGGUUCCUUUCACUACACCUUCCAUGGGGACCCCCACGCCACCUUUGCCUCCUUUUUUGGUGGCUCCAACCCCUUCGAUAUCUUCUUUGCCAGCAGCCGCUCCACUCGGCCCUUCAGUGGCUUCGACCCAGACGACAUGGAUGUGGAUGAAGAUGAGGACCCAUUUGGCGCGUUUGGCCGCUUUGGCUUCAAUGGGCUGAGCAGGGGUCCAAGGCGAGCCCCAGAGCCUCUGUACCCUCGGCGCAAAGUACAAGACCCCCCUGUGGUGCACGAGCUGCGUGUGUCCCUGGAGGAGAUCUACCAUGGUUCCACGAAGCGCAUGAAGAUCACGCGGCGGCGCCUCAACCCCGAUGGGCGAACUGUGCGCACGGAGGACAAGAUUCUGCACAUUGUCAUCAAGCGCGGCUGGAAGGAAGGCACCAAGAUCACCUUCCCCAAAGAGGGGGACGCCACACCCGACAACAUCCCUGCUGACAUCGUCUUUGUGCUCAAAGACAAGCCCCAUGCUCACUUCCGCCGAGACGGCACCAACGUGCUCUACAGUGCCCUAAUCAGCCUCAAGGAGGCGCUGUGUGGCUGCACCGUGAACAUUCCCACCAUCGAUGGCCGUGUGAUCCCUCUGCCCUGCAAUGAUGUCAUCAAGCCUGGCACCGUGAAGAGACUCCGCGGGGAGGGCCUUCCCUUCCCCAAGGUGCCCACCCAGCGGGGAGACCUCAUCGUUGAGUUCAAAGUUCGCUUCCCGGACAGAUUGACACCACAGACCCGACAGAUCCUUAAGCAGCACCUGCCCUGUUCCUAGGCUUAGUCCCCCACCCAUCCAGAGUCUACCACAGCAAUACCCCCCCCCCACUCACCCACCCAGUGUGCACCCAGUUUCCUGGUCACUGGACACUGGCAACAUUUUUCUAACAUGCAAAAAAAAGAAAAAAAAACCAGAAAAA